AUGGGGACCUGGCUCACCCUUGACAUUAUAAGUUAUUUAUUCCUGGACUUAAUAGGAAUUCCUGGCAAUCUUUUUAUUUUAUUUGCCUUCCUUCACACCUUCUAUUGUAAAGGUAAAGUAACCACUGGAGAAAUUAUCCUCAGCAAACUGGCACUGUCCAAUCUGCUGGUCAUUCUGACAUGGGGCAUACCAGUCACCCUGCAAUCUACUGGAACGUAUAUGGUGUUUGGUGACUUAUCUUGCCAGAUAAGCCUUUACCUUUACUGUGUAGGAAGAGCCAUGUCUGUCAGCAUUACCUCUUUGCUGGGAUGUUUUCAGUGUAUUUCCAUUACCCCGUUGCACCAAAGAUGGUCGAGAGUAAAGAGGAAGCUUCUGGAUCACCUAUUCACAGUAAUGCUGUUUCUCUGGGCUUUCAAUCUAAUCAUAAGUAGCACCCGGCUGACAUACUCUACAGCUUCUAUCAAGAACAUUACUUCUACAUACAUUAUGAGUUAUAGCUUCUGCUUUGUGGUCUUCCCAAAUUAUCUCCUCUACAUAGGUAAUGGGAUUAUCUAUGUUGUGCGUGACUUGUUCUUCUUGACUCUGAUGAUGUUGACCAGUGGUUAUCUUCUCUAUGUUUUCUACCAGCAUGGAAAGAAAGUAAAUUCUAUCCCAACUUCAAACACUAAGCAUGCUGAGAUCCAAGCAGCCAAAGCCAUCUUUACUUUGGUCAUGAUGUAUAUUGUAAGCUUUGGAUUAGAUAAUUUCUUUUGGAUUCUCACUCUCUGCACUUUUACUCUUUCUCCCCGAUUUACUGAUGCUCGAAUAUUUUUUGAUUCCUGUUACUCUGCUAUAAGCCCUAUUGUAAUCAUCUCAACCAACAAGAAAAUCCAAAAGGGCCUUCAGUGCACACGGAAAAGAAGAGACCUUCAAGCAGUGAAGACUAUAUCUAAUCAUGUAUCUAGGAAGAAGUCCUAG
This is a messenger RNA of Bufo bufo (common toad), 957 nucleotides long. RefSeq names its product olfactory receptor class A-like protein 1. Gene Ontology annotation, biological process: G protein-coupled receptor signaling pathway. Gene Ontology annotation, molecular function: pheromone receptor activity. Gene Ontology annotation, cellular component: membrane. The transcript has a single exon. The record is from RefSeq and is a predicted model, not a curated record. Lineage: Eukaryota; Metazoa; Chordata; Amphibia; Anura; Bufonidae. Bases 1 to 957 code for a protein of 318 amino acids.